AUGAAAAGGAAAGACAAACAAUUGAUUUCUAUGGGAAAGGAGGAGAUAGAUGAACUGAUUGGGAACUCAUUAAAGUCAGGAGAUACAGAAGAACAUCCGUAUUUUUUGCAGCAGAAUAAUAUAUACUGGGAAACUGGGCAUAGGACAUACAUUCCCUUUUUUCACUUUUUAAUUCACAAGUACACGAACAAGAUAAUAGACGACCAGAUCAGGAAAUUCACAAAAAGUGUGCAAAGUGUACAUCAUACCCCAUUUGUAUUCCACAAAGAUGGUUAUUUUAGAAGUUACUAUGCUGAUCCAGAUGUAAACAUGAUUUUUCACUUAAAGAAGAACACAAAUUUUGUUUUUAAUUCAACGGGAACUCUUAGUUCAUAUAACUUACUGGAGAAUAAUUCUUCCUUUGAUAAACCAACACACAUAUUUAAUCAAGUGCUCAUGAGUGCUUUUAAAAUGGAUUUGAAAAAUGCCAUAGAAGGAGAAGAAGGAGUGUCUGUGUAA
This is a messenger RNA of Plasmodium gonderi, 498 nucleotides long. Its product is annotated as conserved Plasmodium protein, unknown function. The record is from RefSeq and is a predicted model, not a curated record. The transcript is spliced from 2 exons. NCBI's taxonomy places the organism in Eukaryota, Apicomplexa, Aconoidasida, Haemosporida, Plasmodiidae. Bases 1 to 498 code for a protein of 165 amino acids.